Dermatophagoides pteronyssinus (European house dust mite) is the source of this 409-nucleotide messenger RNA. RefSeq lists its product as uncharacterized. The record is from RefSeq and is a predicted model, not a curated record. NCBI's taxonomy places the organism in Eukaryota, Metazoa, Arthropoda, Arachnida, Sarcoptiformes, Pyroglyphidae.
CAUUUCAAUUUUAUAUCGAAUACCGAAAUCAUCAUAAGAAAAAAAAAUGGACAAACGGCUUCAUUGGUUAUUCUGUUUGAUUUAUAUUGUUAUUACAAUGAUAACAUGGUAUGCUGGUUAUCAUGCAUAUUGUAUACGUGGUAUAUAUCAAGGACCAAUACCGGAACAAGCAACCGAUGAAUUAAUUAGAUAUAUUUAUCAUCCAUUAAUGGGUUUAUUAAACAUGACAACAGUUUGGGCAUUAGUAGCCGGUGCAACAUUAUGCUGUUCAAUUGGUAUGAUGAAUUUUAUGCAACGAAAAGAAUUAAAAUAUAAUUUAAUGAUAAUGUCAAUCAUGUUUAAUGUAUUAUGGUGUAUAAUUCAUUUUCUUGAAUGGGCAAAUGUUAUUGGUUAAUUUCAAAAAAUAUAU